Molecule: messenger RNA, 918 nt
Organism: Rhipicephalus sanguineus (brown dog tick)
Lineage: Eukaryota; Metazoa; Arthropoda; Arachnida; Ixodida; Ixodidae
Exons: 1
Coding region: 1-918 (305 amino acids)
Source: RefSeq, a predicted model, not a curated record
AUGAAAAUGAUCCGCGCGCACACCGCUCAUUCUCCUCCCGGCAACGCCACCGUCAACGCCACGAUAAGCGCCACCGGCAGAAAUGCUGCUGCUUCUGCUGCGGAGAAGAGGGCUCGUGCCGCUGCCGCUGCCGCGAAACGGCAGCGGCAGCAAGCCGACCCCGAACUUCGAACGAAAGAAGCGGAAGCGCGCCGUAAACGCCACCUGCAAGAAUCUACGGAAGCAAUGACGGCUAGCGCAGCCGAAGCGCAACGUCAACGCCGGCAAGCAAACAUCGAAGCGGCGCGGCAACGCGAGUCGGCGGCGAAGGCAGCGAAACGCUUGAAGCAAUUGUUGCAACCCGGCACGGAUGGCGCGGACGCGCGGUUCAAGCGCGCGUUCCUCUACCGGAGCUUCGGACACAGCUGCAAGGUUUGCGACCGCUUGUGGUUCGAUAAGAAUUUGACCAAGAUCGCCAGCAUCAAGAACGAGCAGUCCCGCGCCAAUGCCAUUGCCGUGCUGCAGCGAAAGUUAGCCACCGACGAUAAUCACGGUGAGUACUCGGUCUGCUCUACGUACAAAGGUUCAUUGGUGGCAGGCAAAGUCCCCGCGAUGAGCCUGACUAACGGCUACCGCUACCCGCCGAAACUCGAGCACUUGCCCGAGCUCAACCCGGUGGAGGAACGGCUGAUCGCGCCACGUCUACCGUUCAUGAGCAUCCGGCGGCUAACGCACGGCAACGGCCAGUACGGGAUCAAGGGCCAAGUGGUCAACGUGCCCAUCGAAGUUCAGGAUCUCGUGCAGUGCCUGCCUCGGAACGUUCCGGAAGACGCGGCGAUCGACGUUCACAUCAAACGUAGACUCGUCAGCAAGGCCUCGUACAGGCGCGGUCUUGUCAAGAAGGGCACCGUCCACGUGCAACUCUUUACGGAACUUUAG